Drosophila takahashii is the source of this 404-nucleotide messenger RNA. RefSeq names its product DNA-directed RNA polymerase II subunit RPB11 (gene Polr2J). Gene Ontology annotation, biological process: transcription by RNA polymerase II. NCBI's taxonomy places the organism in Eukaryota, Metazoa, Arthropoda, Insecta, Diptera, Drosophilidae. Gene Ontology annotation, molecular function: DNA binding; protein dimerization activity. The record is from RefSeq and is a predicted model, not a curated record. Gene Ontology annotation, cellular component: RNA polymerase II, core complex.
AUUUUGACUGUAAUUUACCCAAUAUAAGCCUGAAAAAUGAAUGCGCCACCCACCUUUGAGUCAUUCCUGCUCUAUGAAGGCGAGAAAAAAAUCAUCAAAGAACUGGACACAAAAGUGACAAAUGCGGCUAUAUUCACGAUAAAUAAGGAGGAUCACACUCUGGGAAACAUGAUCCGCAACCAAUUGCUGAAGGACCCCAAUGUCUUGUUUGCCGGCUACAAAGUUCCUCAUCCUCUAGAGCACAAGUUCGUUAUUCGGAUUCAGACUACGGCGGACUAUUCCCCACAAGAGGCCUUCAUGAAUGCCAUAACCGAUCUUCUAGCGGAAUUAUCUCUCUUCGAAGAGCGUUUCAAAGAUGCCAUCAAGGAGAAGAAGGAGGGCGGCGAUUAAUUUUAUUUGUACCA